Molecule: messenger RNA, 1324 nt
Organism: Chelonus insularis
Lineage: Eukaryota; Metazoa; Arthropoda; Insecta; Hymenoptera; Braconidae
Gene: Fkbp39
Product: FK506-binding protein 39kD
Exons: 4
Coding region: 172-1266 (364 amino acids)
Cellular component (GO): nucleolus; chromatin
Molecular function (GO): peptidyl-prolyl cis-trans isomerase activity
Source: RefSeq, a predicted model, not a curated record
ACCACUUCCUGCAAAUCACUCAAUAGGUUAAUUUUCUAGAAGUUGGCGCGCAGAAUAGCUUGUACACGCUGUUCGCAGUAGUUUUAUAAGAAUUCCUCAUUAGAACAAUAAGUUAAAGACUUUAAUUAUUAUUUUUUUAAUUUAAAAGUUUAGAAAUAUAAAUCUAUCAAGAUGUUUUGGGGACUUAUUAUGGAACCAAAUAAACGGUAUACCCAAACCGUAGAAAAAGCAUUCCACGUGUCUAUGGCAACUUUGGAUGUUACAACAGGCGACGAUGACUUUGUUCAAGUGAUGCUGUGCUAUGAAAACCGUAAUUAUCUUCUGUGUAAUUUAAAGAAGAGUACACUUUGCCAAAAAUCACUUGAUUUAAAUUUCAAAGUCGGUGAUAAAAUUGCUUUUACAUCCAAUGGAAGAGGACACGUACACUUAACAGGUUAUUUAAUACCUGAUGAUUUAGAAAUGUACGAGGAUCAGGAUUCUACAGAAGAUGAAGAUGAAAACGAAGAAGUUCCCACCUUGGUGACAAAGAAUGAAAAACGUAAAGCUCAGACAUCACCUACUGAUGCUAAAGUAGCUAAAAAAUUAAAGUCAAACGCCAAAAUUGAAGUCGAAGAAGAAGAUGAUGAUGAUGAAGACGAGGAUGACGAUGAUGAUGAAGAUGAUGAUGAGAACGCAAAUGAUACUUUAGAAGUCGAAGAUGAUGAUUCUGAGGAAGAUGAGGAUGAAAGUGAUGAUGACUCGGAGGAAGAAGAUGAUGACGAUGACAAAGAAGAAGAGGAAGAAGUUAAACCUCAACAAAAGAAGGGCAAACAAAAUAAACAGGUUCAGAAUCAGAAACCUCAGAAGCAACAAAAUAAUUUAACAAAUGGAAAAGAGGCUAAACCUAAAAAAAAAGAAGAAGAGAAAUCACCAAAUGAUCAACAACAAAAAAAGAGAACUAUAACUGGUGGUGUACAAAUUGAAGACAUCAAAGUAGGAAAUGGAACGCUAGCAAAAUCAGGAAAAUUCGUAUCAGUUUAUUAUGUUGGACGAUUAAAGAAUGGCAAGAAAUUCGACGCGACAACAAGCGGGGAUGGAUUUAAAUUCCGACUUGGCAAAGGUGAGGUCAUCAAAGGUUGGGAUAUUGGAGUUGCAGGAAUGAAAGUUGGCGGAAAAAGGCGUAUCACAAUACCUCCAACUCUAGCGUAUGGUGCAAAAGGAUCGCCUCCAGUCAUUCCAGGAAACAGUACACUCAUCUUUGAAGUAGAACUCAAAAACGUUCAUUAAAACCCUUAAUGUCAAUUUAAAAUAAGUAUUUGCCAUAAAGUCUUUUUGUACAUUUCUA